Chelonus insularis is the source of this 731-nucleotide messenger RNA. It is a transcript of the gene hoip, whose product is annotated as NHP2-like protein 1 hoip. Gene Ontology annotation, cellular component: small-subunit processome; U4/U6 x U5 tri-snRNP complex; precatalytic spliceosome. Gene Ontology annotation, biological process: maturation of SSU-rRNA; mRNA splicing, via spliceosome; ribosome biogenesis. The transcript has 2 exons. Bases 254 to 637 code for a protein of 127 amino acids. Gene Ontology annotation, molecular function: RNA binding. The record is from RefSeq and is a predicted model, not a curated record. NCBI's taxonomy places the organism in Eukaryota, Metazoa, Arthropoda, Insecta, Hymenoptera, Braconidae.
CACUAUUCAAGAUUUAGACAUGAAGAGAAAGUCGUAAUUGUGGCGAUGUCGUAAACCGAAGUUACACCCGAAUGAAUCCGAAGUUGGAUUUAUGGUUAACUGAUCUAUGUGGCGAAUUCAUUCAACGUGCUGCUUGCGUUCUUAUAUUGUGGACACGAUCCUCAGUGAAGCGAUUUUUUGUUUAAAUAAUCGCCGAGAGGUUUUUAAAUAAAAUAAACAGUUUUCUAAUAAAUCCAAGUAUAAAUUUAACAAAAUGACUGAUGAAGUUAAUCCAAAGGCCUAUCCUUUAGCGGAUGCCACUUUGACUGCCAAAAUAUUGAAUUUGGUACAACAAGCAAUGAAUUACAAACAGUUGAAAAAAGGAGCUAAUGAAGCUACCAAAACAUUGAAUCGUGGAUUAUCAGAAUUUAUCGUAAUGGCUGCAGAUGCUGAACCAUUAGAAAUUUUGUUGCACUUACCACUUCUUUGUGAAGAUAAAAAUGUUCCAUACGUUUUUGUGAGAAGUAAACAAGCUUUAGGAAGAGCUUGUCAAGUAUCCAGGCCUGUGGUAGCUUGUUCAGUUACAGUAAAUGAAGGAUCACAACUUAAACCACAAAUUCAAGCCAUUCAACAAGAAAUUGAACGUCUUUUGGUUUAAAUUGAACAUUUUCUGCUGUAUAUGAAUUAAUUUUAUAUCCAAAAAGUGUAUUUGUUAAUUUUUUACUUGCUAAAUAAAAAAACUAAAAAAAAAA